Molecule: messenger RNA, 573 nt
Organism: Entamoeba invadens IP1
Lineage: Eukaryota; Evosea; Mastigamoebida; Endamoebidae
Exons: 1
Coding region: 1-573 (190 amino acids)
Source: RefSeq, a predicted model, not a curated record
AUGGAAACAUUAUCACAUGUUAGCGAGAAGAUCAAAUGUAUCAAUGAGCGGACACAGCUAUCAUAUCUUCAGUGCUCUCUGCUUGCUUUCAUAUCAAUGAAUAGACGUGUUGUUGUUGGACACCUCAAGAAGCCGAGUAAAUACUCCAACAAAUUCAUCGACAUUCAAAAAGUGUUUUUUGACAACGACGAGUAUUCUUUUGUGUUCAAUGUUCAGAGUUUUCUUGCCAAACGAGCACAAGAACGGAUGUCCAGUUACAACAAGAAGAAUUCGAGUGGAAAAUGGGCUCUGCGAAAAGUGAGAAGUCAAAAGAAGCGGGAGUGCAUUCAUCUUUUGGAAGACAUUCUUUUUGAAGAUGGAUUUGUUGUGAUGUAUGACACAGAGAAUCGGGAGGGGAUUGGUGGGAAUGUAUUCAUUAUACUUCCUGAUGGGUCUGUUAUGGACAAAGUGAUGAUAAAAAGACUUGGACAAACAAUUUGGAAUUACUGCGAAGUCGAAAAGAAAGAUACAAAAGAGAUUAUUUUGAAUAAUGGUGUGGUGAUGACACUUUUAUCCAGAGAAAUUACUAAUUAG